UUGAAGAACAAAGUCAAUGUGGAAAAUAUACUGCUCAAUUCUAACGCUAACCCGAUCCGAUGUAAAGAUAGCCACGGGUACGGAUGUGCCUUUUGCCCAAAACAGUUUCAAGACACGACUGUACUAAAGAGACAUUUCCUACAAGAACAUAACAAUGACAAACUCAUAAAAUACAUGAGUGCCAAACUCUUUAAACAAGUUAUAAAGCUUGACAUCACCUACUUAAACUGCGCUCUUUGUGACAAGGACAUCACACAUCUCGAUGAUCUUAUAACACACUUGAAGAAUGUACAUAAUAAGCCUAUGUACCUCGAUGUCAAAAGCCAAAUCCUUCCCUUUAGAUUCGACAGCCCACAACUCAAGUGCGCGAUUUGCUCAACAGAAUUCGUUGCGUUCAAACUCUUACAAGAACACAUGAAUAUGCAUUUCGGUAAUUAUAUCUGUGAAAUAUGUGGCGCUGGAUUUGUUACUGAUAGACUAAGGAUGAACCAUGUUAGAAGGCAUGCUAGUGGAGAAUACAAAUGCAAACAAUGCGACAAAACGUUCACAAACGACACGAGAAGGCGAGAACAUGAGAAAAGAACUCAUUUAGGCAUUAGCAAAAGGAACAAAUGUAACUAUUGCACGGAAAAAUUCGUAGAUUAUUGGAAGAAAGUCAAUCAUAUGGUGAAGGAACACGGGAUGCCGCCUGUCGUGUUGAAAUGUUCGGCUUGUGACAGGACGUUUAGUAACCAGAGGGCGCUGUCGACGCAUACGAGGAAGGACCAUUUAAUGGAGAGGAGGCACAAAUGUACCGAUUGCGAUAUGAGGUUCUUUUCAAAGAGCAGUUUGCAAAAGCAUAUGGCAAAACAUACGGGGCUUAGGCAGUUCAAAUGCGAUGUCUGUUUAAAGGCUUAUGGAAGGAAGAAUACUUUGAGAGAACAUAUGAGGAUUCACGCCAAUGAUAGGAGGUUUGCGUGUACCCAUUGUGGGCAGGCGUUCGUACAGAAGUGUAGCUGGAGAAACCAUAUGCGCGCUGUUCAUAAAGAACAUGCUUAACAAAACAUUUAAGGGUGCUUUUCCGACAGAGAUGUGCUAUGCUACGUUGCUGUGGAUGC
Messenger RNA from Spodoptera frugiperda (fall armyworm), 1097 nucleotides. Its product is annotated as zinc finger protein 564-like. Gene Ontology annotation, molecular function: DNA-binding transcription factor activity, RNA polymerase II-specific; RNA polymerase II transcription regulatory region sequence-specific DNA binding. NCBI's taxonomy places the organism in Eukaryota, Metazoa, Arthropoda, Insecta, Lepidoptera, Noctuidae. The transcript has a single exon. Bases 175 to 1038 code for a protein of 287 amino acids. Gene Ontology annotation, cellular component: nucleus. The record is from RefSeq and is a predicted model, not a curated record. Gene Ontology annotation, biological process: regulation of transcription by RNA polymerase II.